AUGUGGAUUCUUGAUUCCACCGGGAAGCGUGUGUGGCUGCGCCCUGGAAAGAAGUAUCUAUUCGGUCGAUUCUAUCGAGAUGGAGUCCGCCAUGCUGUCAACCACAAUUCGAUAUCCCGCAAGCAUAUGACUAUUGAAAUAUCACCAGUCAAUCCGAGAGAUGGGUUAUCACCACGAGCGCGAUCCAGUAUCACUAUAACCGAUUUGGACUCGAAGAAGGGAACAGUUGUUGACGAAAGGAGAAUCCAAGGAGAAUGCAAGUUGGAGAAGAGCGAUGAGCAUGUCAUCCAGCUCGCGAAAUACCAGCAUACGCUCCGGAUCAAAUGGGAACCCGUGGUUCUAACCUUGUCAGCCUCUUCCAAGCAGGUGCGAGGUGAAGAUCCUCUAGCCCAUGUUCGCUCACGUCUAGAAGACCUCGACAUUAAAACUAUCAUGGAAUAUAUUGUCGACCACACAACACAUGUGGUACAGCGCAAACGGAAUACAGCCAAGGGUCUUCAGGCCCUCGUCAACGGGAAGUACAUAGUAGAUGAUUCAUAUAUCGAUGCACUCGUCUACGCGGCUACCCCCAGUGAUCUUGAGAACGUUGAGUCACUCUGUCCUCUCGAAACCGACUUCGAAUUGGCGUGGCCCGAUCCAAAUCAACAUCUUCCACCUCCCGGAAAAGAGCCAACCCAGCGCCCCGCCGCUGCUUUCGCUCCGAAGUCCGCACGUCUUAAUGUCUUCGACGGAUAUACAUUUAUCUUCGGUGAUCCAGCCCAGUUUGAAAAUCUGCAAGGUCCAAUCAACAAUGGCCAAGGAAAGGCCCUUUUCUACCAGGUUGAAGAUGGGGUCACAACUGCCGUAGAUAUCGUUCGGUUCAUGAAAAAGGCAGCGGGAGGGAAAGGCGUGGGAAGUGAGCGGCACGGUUCCGGUGGUGUCGUUCUUGUUCGCUUUCGAUCGAAAGGAGACCUCGAACAAUGGUCUAUUGACGUCGGUAAUGAAGUUGCUCUAAUGACGGACCAGCGCGUGAUAGAGCAACGAGAGUUCCUUGACGCUAUCCUGGGAAAUGAUGCAUCACCCCUCUGUCGUGCCUUGCCCACGGAGGAGGGCUCUAGUCAGAUCUCCGGAUCUACACCAGCGGUUGAGGCUGAACAAACAAGCCAACGAGCAGUUUCUGUCGUGUCCGAAUCGGUAUCGCCCCCUGAUCCUAAGCCUAGUCAGCCCUCAACAGGUCGGGCCAAGACCCCCCGUGUGCGUGCAUACGUCAGUAAAAUGAAAACCUUCGAUGACGGAUUUGACAUGGAAUCUGUCCCAGUCUAUGCCCCCGAAGAAGAGGACAUCAAUAUCAACUCCACUCAGACCAUGGAUGUCGAAACUCAAGUACCGUCCCAAGCAACCCAGUCCCUGGAUACAGUGAAGGAAGAGCCCGAGGAGGAUACGGUCGCUGUUCUUCUUCCGGGCGCCCGUACAAUGAAACGUCGUCGUGCAGAGAUGACUCGCCAUCACCCAGAGGGUGAGGCCGUAGCCCCCGAAACGGAGGCCCCGAAACGCAAGCGACCUAAACUCGACGUGCUCGAGGCCGCGCGAAAGCACCGAGAAGAUGAAGAGCAACAACGCAAGGCCGAGAAAGACUCACAUCCAGCCGACUUAGGUGAUGUAGAUGUGGACCAAUUGAGGAAUCUGGCUAUUGUGGAAGAAAUGGAGAUUCCCGUCCGGAUUGUACCAGCGCGCGAAGAUAAAACCUCGGACCGAUGGGACGACCAAUGGAAUGGGCGCAAGAACUUCAAGAAAUUCCGGCGAAAAGGCGAGCCGCGUAGUCGAGCUCGCAUCCAGACGGUAAUCGUUCCCCUAGAAGAAGUAACCCGCAAAGACUAUGGAAUCGGCGAUCACUAUUGGGCCGGCAAUUCCACCGAGACGACUUCUCGAAUCGAGCCUGAAGCUCCGGACUCUGAUGAUCGUCGCGAUGAAAAUUUCCCAUCACGCUCCGAGCUGACAGCGACUGCACGCACGUCGCCUGAACCAACUCCAAACCCAACUCCACCUAGGCGCCCGAAGAGGGCCCGCGAGGAGCGCGAUUCGGACAGCGAUGAUGGCCUUCGUUUCCGUUUCAGGCGUAAGCGUUAG
Penicillium expansum is the source of this 2106-nucleotide messenger RNA. RefSeq names its product DNA damage response protein RcaA. Bases 1 to 2106 code for a protein of 701 amino acids. Gene Ontology annotation, cellular component: Mre11 complex. Lineage: Eukaryota; Fungi; Ascomycota; Eurotiomycetes; Eurotiales; Aspergillaceae. The transcript has 5 exons. Gene Ontology annotation, molecular function: protein binding; damaged DNA binding. The record is from RefSeq and is a predicted model, not a curated record. Gene Ontology annotation, biological process: double-strand break repair via homologous recombination; mitotic G2 DNA damage checkpoint signaling.